AAAACCCGCUUCUGCUCCGCCGUUCUUGCUCUGCUGCCGUCGUCCAUGCCUCCUCUGCGCAAGAACUUCCCCGCCUCCACAGACUACGUCGACAGGAAGCAUGGCCCGCCGCCGAGCCCCGAGGAGCUCGAUGCCCUCUGCGCCCGCGCCGACGAGCUGAUCGCCAACCUCGACCUCGAGAAGGGCUAUGCCGCCUUCAAGGUGGCUGCCUCCUGGAGCCAUCCCCAGGGGCUGAUGGGCUUGGGCCUCUGCUACCGGUUCGGCUUUGCUGUCGCCGUCGAUCUGAAGCAAGCGUUCGAGCUCUUCUGGGACGCAUCCAGAAAGGCGCACCCGCAGGCCAUCUUCAUGGUCGGCCACUGCUGCGAGGAGGGCAUCGGCGUGGACCGCAACCUCGAGGCCGCCCUCCAGCACUAUGUCGUCUCGGCGACCUUUGGCCACCUGGAAGGCAUGCUCAAGGCUGCCGAGAUGCACGAGGCCGGGCUCGGAUGUGCCCACAACGAGGAGCGGGCGCUCUUCUUCUACAAGAUGGCCGCCGAGGCCGACCACGUCCCGUCGAUCCUGCGGGUCGCCCGAGCAUUCGACUAUGGAUUCAUCUAUCCCCAGCGACCCAGGGAGGCUUUUGCCUGGUAUCUUCGGGCCGCCCGCCAGCACAGCGCCGAAGCCCAGAUCCAGGUUGCAUGCUGCUACUACACCGGCAACGGCGUGCCCAAAGACCUCAACCGAUGCAUCGAGUGGCUGAAGCAUGCCAACAGCCACGGAUGCAGCUAUGCGAGGAAGAACCUGGAGCUCCUGAUGCACGAGGUCCAAGGCAAGCAGACUCUGGAGCCGCCUCCGAGCCACCUCACCGACAGCAGCAACCACACAGCGCCGGAAUAGCAACUCCAGCUUCGGCUUAGCGAAACAAACUACUCUUUGGACGACCAGACUGCCACCAGUGCCACCCACUGCCAGCUGAAACCACCUGCUGGUCCAUCAGCGCAUCGAAUGCUUGUAUCAAUGCUUGUAUCCAUCAAUGCUUGUAUUCAUUGCACACUGCAAGUCUCGCAGCGACCGUCCGAGCAGAUGUCUUCUUCUCCAACGUUCACCCUCCGGAGCUGUGCGAUCGAUUGGUGCAGUUGAGACGGCUGUCCCGGCCUCAAUGAGGCAUAAUGUCGCAUCCAUGGGUGGCCGUCCCUUCCGGCAUCAUGGUUGAAUACACUGGCUGUGGCGUCCAUGCGGCAGUCUGGACAAGCAAACG
Polychytrium aggregatum is the source of this 1237-nucleotide messenger RNA. RefSeq lists its product as uncharacterized. Bases 46 to 876 code for a protein of 276 amino acids. The record is from RefSeq and is a predicted model, not a curated record. The transcript has 2 exons. Gene Ontology annotation, molecular function: protein binding. Lineage: Eukaryota; Fungi; Chytridiomycota; Chytridiomycetes; Polychytriales.